CGCCCCACAACCAUAGAUCACGUGACAUCCAUCCAUAUUGGUGAGUGAAAAAUCACAAUGGCCCAUCUACACCCAUUGAUUGGUUUUGAUACAGACAUAGCAUAGGCCCAUUCACGCCCAUAGAUCCAGGGAAACAAGAACUCGCAUCCACAACAUCACAUCCCCGUUUGAACUGGCUUAAAACCUGCAAAUCCGACCAUUUUUCACCAGAUGUUGAGACAAUCAAUCCGUACCUUGGCUACCGAAGCGUCUGCCGGUGCUUUCAAGAUCGCACAACCUCCAAAGUACACCCUUGCAUCAUUAAGAACGUUUCCAUCGUUGGAGCCCCAGAGCUUCGUGCCUUUGCCUGCCACCUUCUUGGAUGCCCCUUUGAGAAGAGACUUCUUGUGGAGUGCCGUGGUGUAUGAAGCCGACAAGGCUCGUGUUGGAUCCGGAAACGUGCCCACCAAGGGUGACAAGCCAUUCUCCAACCGUAAGUUGCAUCCCCAAAAGGGUACUGGUCGUGCUAGAGUUGGUGAUGCCAACUCUCCAAUUAGAGACAAUGGCAUCAAGGCCCACGGUAUCAAGGCAGGCCACGACUGGUCCACCGAGUUGCCAUCCAAGAUCUACAGCCGUGGUUUCCAAACUGCGCUCUCAGAGCAGUACCGCAACGGGAAGCUUUUCAUCAUUGGCGGAGACAAAGUCCCAGAAUACGACCAAUCGAUAUUGGAUUUCAAGUACUCCAACGGAGAAACUACCAGACAAUUUGUGGACGCACAUGACCUCGAUCGUUUGUCGCUUCUCUUCAUUACCGAUGCACAAAGAGACAACUUGUUGGAGUCUACUGAGGUGAUUGGCAAGAAGGCCGACGUUUUGGUGAAGGAGGCCGUGGAGGUGAGAGACAUCUUGAAAGCUAACCGUGUGUAUAUAGAAUUGCCAGCAUUGCAGUGGCUUAUCAGCAAGUAUAGUGUUUAAUGUAUAUAGUAAUACUUGAUGAGAAUUAGUAGGAGA
Suhomyces tanzawaensis NRRL Y-17324 is the source of this 990-nucleotide messenger RNA. It is a transcript of the gene YML6, whose product is annotated as mitochondrial 54S ribosomal protein uL4m. NCBI's taxonomy places the organism in Eukaryota, Fungi, Ascomycota, Pichiomycetes, Serinales, Debaryomycetaceae. The record is from RefSeq and is a predicted model, not a curated record. Gene Ontology annotation, cellular component: ribosome. The transcript has a single exon. Gene Ontology annotation, biological process: translation. Gene Ontology annotation, molecular function: structural constituent of ribosome. The coding region runs from base 211 to 954 and encodes 247 amino acids.